UUGCUCGGAUCUUUUUUCUUCAACUGCACCGCUCGAUUCAUUUCUUCUUUGAUCCCCUCACACUGCUAUUCCGAUAGCCAUACCGGUGAAGGCAUCUAAGCUUACAACUGACCGAGAAAGAGAAAGAUAACAAUAGGAAAAGGGUACGAGAGCUACCUAGGAGCAUGUAAGGAACAAGAAUUGAAGGAUUGAAAAGAUUUAAAAGAUUUAAAAGAUUUAAAAGAUCAAGGAAAUUCAAACUACCGACCCACCAUCCCAUCCAUCCUAUACAUUUCGGCUUCAUCCCUUCCCGUCCGUACUGCAACUCUCUCUCUCUCACUUGACUCGCACUCCUCUUUGAAUAAAGUCAAUCGGUUCAUUCCAUUCAAUAAACAAAUUCGACCAACCAUCCAUCUGUCCAUCUGUCAAUGUAUCUAUCGAUCAAAGCAUCCAUCCGUCAAUCUAUCAAUCAUCUGUCUUACCCAAACAAAAUAUCAUUCAUUGCCUACUUGGGUAUCUAAGGAUCUAAGGACUGAUUACUCGGUGUACUUGGCAAAGAAUUGGGAAUUUGCCUUUUACAGUACUUCCCGGUAUAUAACCUUCCGCCUUUGUACCCCUACGUUCUGAAGCCUUCCUCAGCAAAACCAUCAAUCCAAUCACCCAUUUUCCCCUUGCCCGUUCCCGCAAAGCAAAGGAGUAGGGCAAAGCAGAGCAAAGCAGAGCAAAGCAAACAGGAUCCACAUUCUCCAGCAAGAAAGUUCCCUUGACCCCCGACCACCCACGCGUACUUUCGCACCUUCUGCCCACCGACCGAAAAUUCCAAGCUUCUCUCGUUUCGCUCCAUCACUCACAUCCCGUCCAUCAUCUUCCGUGAAGGAAGUUCAAAAGAUACGAGAACUCAACAAACUACUUAUUAGCACAACACAAUACAACACUCACUCCGAGAGGUACCUCACUUGUAUACUCUCAACAACAUCAAUACGCGGGUAUCAAAUCAAUUUUAUCAAGACCAGCAUCAACAAAUAUAACCGUCCCAAGUUUCGAUCAACAGUCAACAUCAAUCAAUCAACCAACCAACUAACUACUACCUGGACCAAUUAUCCCGAAGAUCAAGAUAACCACCAUCACAAUAAUUCAUUAUUCCUUGCCGAGAAUUCCACAAAGAUUAAAAAAGUAAAGAUAUCAAAUAAUUAUAUUCAUUAUUUCAAAUCUUUUCUCAACUUUUCUUCAACUUCUUCCCACAAAUCAGUCAAGAAAUCCCUUCUAUUACACCCAUUCUUCCUUUUAAUUGUCCAAUCGUUUAUGUCAAAGUUACUUUGUAUUCCUUGACCCGGAACCUCGCAUUGCAUCUGCGGCAUUCGCUUCGGAGUCACACCAGAAGGUACUUAUUACAGCGUGGACCAUUACAGCGUGGAAGGGCUACCAAAACACCCUCCCACCAAAUCUGCAGCGACCCAGCCAUCCCUCCAAUAUCUCUCUCCCGUAUGAGAAAGUAACUUGAUUUUCUUAAAAUCUUUCUAGACCAUUUUAAGAAAUAAUAAAUUCCUUCUACCAACAAGUUAAGGGUCUCAACGAGGACCCCCCCAACCGCAAACAUUCCCUCACCUCACUCUCUCGCCGCGAUACUCUCGCCUUCUGCACCACCUGAUUUGGAAUCGGCAGUUGGUGUUUCGCGAUCUUCUAGUCCAAAACGUUCACACGCCGAAGCUUUCUCGACGACUGAUCCAACUUAUCUACAUCCCGCUUCACCUAAACAACAUCGGUCCAAUAUAACUUCUGCCGGAGCUGCCAGCCCCGGCGCAUUAGGCGCCAGCGGCUUAGGGGCUGACGAUGGUAGUGGUGGUGGUCGAGGUGGGAUAGAGGAGAAGAAGCCGACAAAAAGUGAGUUUAUCGUGAGCUGAUCUUCCCACAAAUCAUAUGGUCAUGCUGACAUGUUCUGUGUAAAGUGGUACGAUCUAGUAUAGCCUGCGCACGAUGUAGAAGGAGCAAGGUGAAGUGUAAGUAAGAUAAACUUCAACCUCAAAGGCUUUGACUAAUUCCAAGCUCAGGUGUCAAUAAUGGUGUCAAUUCCAUAUGUAGGGCUUGUGAAUCCUCAAACCGAGAGUGUACAUAUCCAAGCGCGGCGGCUUCUACGCCCAAGAGAGCCGAUCCACCCAUGGGAAUAAAGGUUGAAGGGGAAAGCGAUAGUAAGAAGCGAGUUCGAAAGCAUGAAGAUUCUGGUCGCAGGAAUAGUCAACGACAAGGGGAGGACCCGUUGGAGGCCACAAUACUGACAAGGAAGGUGUGGGAUGAGGUCUAUGAUAUAUUCAAGCUAAACUUCUCAACCGAGAUGCCUUUCCUGCACCCUCCAUCCUUUCGAAAUCGCAUGCGCCAAGCAUCUCACCCACGAGACCUUUCCACACUCGCCGACGUUCCCGCUUUCCAAGAUGCUAAGAUUUUAUUGUUAGGUGUACUUACACUUACCGCCCGAUUCCAUCCCGAAUUAGUCGCAUACCACGCACCAGCGAAUUCCCCUCGGCCCAAUGACCCAUUGGCUGCAAGCGAUUACUAUGCCACCGCUUUAACCUCGACCAUUUUCGGAGCUGGAGGCCGGGAUCUAAGCACUCCUACAACUGAACGGAUCCAGGCGCUCUUGAUGCUUGGUCUUUACGAGUGGGGUCAAACUAGAGGCCUUAGCGCUUGGGUCUACGUUGGCAUUGCGACUAGGCUAGCACAAGCAAUGGGUCUACCUUACGAGGAUGAUCCAUCAGCUAGAACUUUCAAGUCUGAGACCGUAGUCACCGCUAGUUCAUACAGACCUGAGGUGAACAAGCAUCCAGCACGUGAUACUGCGAUUGAGAAGGAAGUGAGAAGACGUACCUUUUGGAGCUGUUUUAUCAUGGAUCGUAUGCUUUCCGCUGGAAAGGCCAGACCUACUAUGGUUGAGUCUGAGACUCUGCGAGUGCAAUUACCAUGUUCUGAUGAUCAAUUCUUAUUCACUCAAUCUGUCCAAACAGGUUACUUGAAUCGAGAUUUCGAGAAAGUUACCAUGACCGAUUCUAAAGUUCAAGAAGGUGGUGUGCUCAGCAGGUAUUGUCGUCUGGUGGAAAUUUGGGGUAAACUUUCGAAGUGGAGUCUUCACGGAGGUCGCCGAACAGAAACUUUACCUCCAUGGGAUGAAUCCACACAGUUCUAUAAACUUUCCCAUGAAUUGGAAGAAUUCUACAGUGGUUUACCAGAGAAUCUUAUCUUUUCUGAGGACAACUUGAAUGCACAUUUGGAAAAACGAAAUGCGACCACAUAUGCAAGUUUGCAUACGCUCGUAUCUCUCUGUCGCAUCAUGCUUCACAGGGAAUAUAUACCUUUCAUCCCUCUUCGGGCCGAUAAACCUUCUGGUCCGUUGGACGAACCAACAUUCCCAAAAGAUAAAUUCGAUAUACCGGAAGGAUUUUGGGAACAGAGUGCCGAUUCACUUUUCUCAUCGGCAAGGGACAUUGUCGAUAUCAUGAGGACUUGCCAGGACAAUAACGCUUUGCCCGAAUCACCAUUGUUUGUUUUCGCCCUUUUCCAUGCAGCGUUUACCGGUGUUUACUCUGUCCAUUUCCCACAAAUGGAUCCAAAUGAUUAUAUGGGUGAAAGUCGAUCCGCCUUACCUAUCAAGAUCCUAAAAGAUAUGGUUCCGAGGUUGACAAUGGCAAGAGCUUACCACAAAAGGAUUGAGCAGAUGAUGAAAUACUACAAGGUGGUAAAGAAUGAAUUUAAGAGGUAUAAGAAAGAUGUUUCAUGGAAAGGUGGUGGAUUGGAUGAGUGGAAGGGAUUUGAAAAAGAUUUGAAGGAAUUUGGUAGCCUUGAAGAUACCGCCGGAGGUGACUCUCAUUCCGAUGAUUAUCCAAACAACCGCUCUCGAUGUAGUACUAGCGACCUUGGUUCUACUACUACUAACCCUAAUCCUAAUGGCGAGCCUAUGCAAGGUGUUGAAGGAACAGGAUCAAGACCACCUUCUAAUUGGGCACCUAUCAAUGCCUCAAGCAACACCAUUAUGGAGAUGCAACAAAAUCCUGGCGCGCAAUAUAUACCAAACGGAGCUUAUCAACCAAGUCCUAAUCAAGAUUCCAAUCCACCUAGCUUGAUUAGUCCAGGAAAUGGCGAGUCAGCAUCAAGUAUUAACUCACCUUAUAGUAAUCAAGGACAGGCUCAAAAUUAUAAUCAACUUCAACAAAUGGGUCAUUAUCAUCCUCCAAUGACUCACCAACCUCAUAAUAUGGCACCACCAGGUACUCAAACUGGAUGGAAUAGAGAUUCAGCUGCUUCAAUCUUACCUUUCGAUGCAUGGAUUGAUGACUUGGAAAGUAUUUCAAUGAAUACUCAUAACAUGGAAAACUUUACACAAUCAUUCGGUGAUGCAGGUCAACCAUGGAAUGCUACACAAUUUGGAGCACCAUCUCAAAAUACUUGGGUUCAAGUUAUUGACAGACAUCCUGGUAAUUGGAAUUAAGGAUUUAUGUUGAAGUUAAAUUGAAGUCUUGGAGAUUGCAUUCAAAGAUGAUAAAUUGAUGAAAAUAAAUCAUCAAUAUUUUUUAUCUUGAAAGAAUUGAAGAGUGGGAGUUUAAAUGGAAUGAUUCAAUUUCAAUUCAUUCAUUGGGUCAGGUGGGAUAUCAGGGGGGCUCUACAUGAUUGUGUUGAGCAUCGACAAAAUUACUCGUCAAGCUUUGAUUUUUGUUAUUUUGAUUUUGGGUUAUCUUGGAGCAUGUUAUGACAAUGAUAAUGAUAGCUUUUGUUCAAGUUAUCUUUUUCUCUUCUGGAUUUUGUUGUGGGCGUGGGAUAUGGGAGUAGGGAUAUGGAUGGGAAGGGAAGGUAAGUGAGAAGGAAAGAUGAGGUGGGAAAUUUGGGAAAUAGGGCAUAAAUGACUCUUGUUGUUGCGUUGCGUUGGGUGGGCUAGGCUAUGGUGUUUAUUAAUAUGUCCUUUUUUUCAAUAUUUAUCUAUAUAUGUAGUUAGGGAGGAGGUAUGAUAGGUGGAAAGGUAGGUUGUGGAUGGGUGAAUGGGUGAAGAGGAAGGCAAACGGGGAGAUAGGAAGGGAAAGCUGGAGAUGGGAGGGCAAGG
Sclerotinia trifoliorum is the source of this 5059-nucleotide messenger RNA. NCBI's taxonomy places the organism in Eukaryota, Fungi, Ascomycota, Leotiomycetes, Helotiales, Sclerotiniaceae. The record is from the annotation of a GenBank genome assembly.